Messenger RNA from Mugil cephalus (flathead mullet), 2796 nucleotides. RefSeq names its product taste receptor type 1 member 1. Gene Ontology annotation, cellular component: membrane. The transcript has 6 exons. Gene Ontology annotation, biological process: G protein-coupled receptor signaling pathway. Bases 1 to 2556 code for a protein of 851 amino acids. Gene Ontology annotation, molecular function: G protein-coupled receptor activity. The record is from RefSeq and is a predicted model, not a curated record. Lineage: Eukaryota; Metazoa; Chordata; Actinopteri; Mugiliformes; Mugilidae.
AUGGACAUGUGUGGUUCUGUGCUUCUCUGCUGUGCUUGGCUGAUGCUGCAGUUAGCCGACGGGGAACUAGAUUACACCUCUCAGGGAGAGGGGAUGCAGUUGCAGGGAGACCUCUCCAUCGCUGGACUCUUUCCCCUCCACUACGCUGAUGAAUCAAGAACUGGUUUGCCUGCUUUGGCUCCAUGCAAUGAGGGUACACCCAACAAGCACGGGUUUCACUUGUUGCAAGCCUUCAGAUUUGCUGUGGAAGAAAUAAACAACCUCACCAGACCACGGUCUCUCUUACCUGGGAUGAAGCUCGGCUAUCAGCUGUAUGACAUCUGCUCAAACCAAGCCAGCUUCCUGGCCACUCUGGACCUGCUGGCACAGCAGUACCGGAAUAUUUCUAUCCCUGAGGCGGAUGGAGACCCAGGUACAAACUCCAGCACAGGUCAAAAAGCAGUGGCUGUGAUUGGACCUGACAGCAGCAGCAAGGCGUUCGCCCCUGCUGCCUUACUGGGGGCCUAUCUUAUACCACAGAUCUCCUACGAGGCGUCCAAUGAAUUGCUGAGCAACAAGUUCCUCUACCCAGCCUUCUUCAGAACAAUUCCCAGUGACAAGAACCAGGUGGCAGCUAUGAUCCAGCUCCUGGUUCGUUUCAACUGGACCUGGAUUGCCCUCUUGGGCAGCGACAAUGACUACGGUUUGCAGGGCAUGCAGAGCCUGUCCCAGCAAGCGUCACGCUACGGCAUCUGCAUCGCCUACCAGGGAAUCAUCCCCUCUUUCAGCAAAGACACGGUCCACACCAUGAGGACCAUGGUGGACAGCAUACUCACCACCAAAGUCAACACCAUCGUGGUGUUCUCCAGCAAGUCGAAACUCAGACAGUUCUUCCCCUUUGUCAUCGAGCGGAACGUCACAGAUAAGGUGUGGAUUGGGACGGAGGACUGGUCGGUGGCCACGCUCAUAUCAGGGAUACCCGGGAUCCACACCGUGGGCACUGUGCUCGGCGUGUCGGUCAAAUACGCAGCCAUUUCCGGAUUUGAGGAGUUUCAGAAAAAGGCUCUCGAGGCUUCGCUGCAAAGCGGCGACGCCCAGGAGGAGUCUGGCGUUCCCACGGGCGCAGGAGACGUCUGCUUACAGAGCACGGGCCUGCACAGCCUCACCAGGAAGAAUUUCUCUCUGGAGAAAUAUGACAUCACCUCCUCCUUCAACGUGUACAAGGCGGUGUACGCCGUGGCUCAUGGUCUGCACACAGCACUUGGCUGUGACACUGGAGAGUGCAGAAAGAGAAGCAUAUACCCGUGGGAGCUUCUGUCGAGUCUCAAGCGGGUGCACUUCUCUCUGGACAACUCCUCCGUGUACUUUGAUGUGAACGGCGACCCCCCCACAGGAUAUGAUAUCGUUACCUGGAUUUGGAGGGGGAGGGAGUGGUCUCUCAGAGUGGUGGGCUCCUUCACACCAGAUCCGGUGACGCUCACACUUGAUGCCGGUCAAAUUGAAUGGCACGGCGAGGGAGACUCAACACCGGUGCCGCUGUCCAUCUGCUCUCCUCCCUGUCCAGUGGGUCACAAGAAGCUGCUGACGGGGCAGCACUCAUGCUGCUUUGACUGCCAGGCCUGUCCUGCAGCAACAUUUCUCAAUAAAAGUGAACCCACUCUAUGCCAGCCAUGUCAGCCAGAGCAGUGGUCCCCCCCGAGCAGCGAGCAGUGUCUGAACAGAACGGUCCUGCUGCUGGCCUGGGACGCCCCCAUCUCCGUCGCCCUGCUCUUUUUUCUGGCCGCCUGUGUUCUCAUGACCUCCAGCUCCGCACUAAUCCUCCUGGUCAACCUGAACACGCCCGUGGCCAAGUCAGCUGGAGGCCGCACCUGCCUCCUGAUGCUGGCAGCCCUGACGGCCGCCGCUAUGAGCUCUUUGUGCCACUUUGGCCGGCCGACCCCUCUGGCCUGCAUCCUCAAGCAGCCCCUAUUCAUCGUCAGCUUCACCGUGUGUCUGGCCUGCAUCACCGUGCGCUCCCUCCAGGUCGUCUGCAUUUUCAAAUUUGCAUCCAAGCUGCCGCCGGCCUACGACAAAUGGGCAAAAAACCACGGGCCGGAGUUCACCAUCUUUCUGGUGUCCGUCAUCAUCCUGCUUAUUUCUGCUCUCCGCGUGGCCCUGAGCCCUCCCCAGCCUUCCCAGGAUCUUGAGUUCUACACAGACAGCAUUGUGGUGGAAUGCAGCAAAACCCUGUCGCUCGGGUCAGGCUUCGAGCUCGGUUACGUGUCGCUGCUCAGCGUCCUCUGCUUCUCUUUCACGUACAUGGGGAAAGACCUGCCAGCCAACUACAACGAGGCCAAGUGUGUCACCUUCAGCCUCAUGGUGUACAUGAUCUCCUGGAUGAGCUUCUUCACCCUCUACCUCAUCAGCCGGAGCCCGUUGACCAUGGCCGCGUACGUGUUCGCUACGCUCUUCAGCGUCCUGGCCUUCCUCGGAGGAUACUUCCUGCCCAAAAUCUACAUCAUCGUCCUGAGGCCACAGAUGAACACGACUGCACAUUUCCAGAACUGCAUUCAAAUGUACACCAUGAGCAAACAGUGAAUAACAUCAUUCUCCCUCAUGGUCUGUAAUUUGAAUUAAUUUGAUUAUAAAAUGCUUAUUUUGUGCGUGAAAAGAAGUUUUACCAGUCUGCUCUCAUCAUUAUUCUCUUUAUACCGGAGCCGUGCAAGGAAGGUCAGAGGUCACACCGAUCUCAGAUCUGCCCGCUUUAAUCUACGCAAGCACAAGUUGCUGAAAGGAGUGAAUUAGUGUUCUUUUCUCUAACAAAGAAACGUUAAUUGG